Messenger RNA from Knipowitschia caucasica, 396 nucleotides. Lineage: Eukaryota; Metazoa; Chordata; Actinopteri; Gobiiformes; Gobiidae. The record is from the annotation of a GenBank genome assembly.
AUGGACGGCGUGGACGUGGAUGACGUGGACGUGGACGGCGUGGACGUGGAUGACGUGGACAUGGACGGCGUGGACGUGGAUGACGUGGACGUGGACGGCGUGGACGUGGAUGACGUGGACGUGGACGGCGUGGACGUGGAUGACGUGGACGUGGACGGUGUGGACGGCGUGGACGUGGACGUGGACGGCGUGGACGUGGACGACGUGGACGUGGAUGACGUGGACGUGGACGGUGUGGACGGCGUGGACGUGGACGGUGUGGACGGCGUGGACGUGGACGUGGACGGCGUGGACGUGGACGUGGACGGCGUGGACGUGGACGUGGACGGCGUGGACGUGGACGGCGUGGACGUGGACGGCGUGGACGUGGACAGCAGAUGUUUAAGUAUUUUCUGA